Sarcophilus harrisii (Tasmanian devil) is the source of this 2361-nucleotide messenger RNA. It is a transcript of the gene OTOP2, whose product is annotated as otopetrin 2. The transcript has 6 exons. Gene Ontology annotation, biological process: proton transmembrane transport. The coding region runs from base 20 to 1705 and encodes 561 amino acids. The record is from RefSeq and is a predicted model, not a curated record. NCBI's taxonomy places the organism in Eukaryota, Metazoa, Chordata, Mammalia, Dasyuromorphia, Dasyuridae. Gene Ontology annotation, cellular component: membrane. Gene Ontology annotation, molecular function: proton channel activity.
GUCCCUGGCCGCCACUGUCAUGUCGGAGGAGCUGGUACCGGGCACCAAGGAAAGCCCACAACCCCCCGGACCCGCGCCUCGGGAGGGAUGGAAGAAGGGCGGCCGGAUGCUGUCGGUCCUGCUGUCUGUCAACGUGCUCCUCCUCGCCUGCACCCUCAUAAGCAGCGGCGCCUUCAACAAGGUGGCGGUGUAUGACACAGAUGUGUUCGCACUGCUUACGGCUAUGAUGCUUCUCACCACUAUCUGGAUUCUCUUUUAUCUCUUGCGAACCUCCCGACGCCCCGAUGCAGUCCCCUACCUGGACUCCCACGCAGGACCAAUCUGGCUUCAAGGUGGGCUGGUCCUAUUUGGUGUCUGUACCCUGGUCAUGGAUGUCUUCAAAACAGGCUACUAUUCCAGUUUCUAUGAGUGUCAAUCAGCCAUCAAGAUCCUGCAUCCCAUCAUACAAGCUAUAUUUGUCAUUGUUCAGACAUACUUCCUCUGGGUCUCAGCCAAGGACUGUAUUCAUGCCCACCUGGACCUGACUCGAUGUGGUCUCAUGUUCACACUCACAACCAACUUGGCCAUCUGGAUGGCAGCUGUGGUGGAUGAAUCUGUUCACCAGGCACACUCCUAUAGUGGCAAUAGUAGCCAUGCUCGUCUUACUUCUGAGGGUGAGUCUAUUAAUCCUCAUGGCACAGCAGGAGAAGCCUGUCCUUGCAACACCACCUUCUGUAAGAUCUUCAAACAGGGCUACUUUUACUUGUAUCCCUUCAACAUUGAGUACAGCCUCUUCGCCUCCACCAUGGUCUAUGUCAUGUGGAAGAAUGUGGGGCGCCUGAUAAGCUCUUCCCAUGGCCAUGGCCACGGCCAUACUCCAUCCCCUGCCAGCUUCUUCCGGGGAACCCUCUUCAUUGGGCCUGUGCUGGGCUUGCUCAUACUUGUGGUAGGGCUAGGAGUCUUCAUUAUCUAUGAAGUCCAGGUGAGUGGGGACAAGAGUGGGACCCACCAAGCCCUGAUCCUCUACUACAGCUUUAAUGUAGCCUGCUUGGGACUCAUGACCCUAGUCAGCCUUGGGGGCUCUAUCAUCUACCGUUUUGAUCAAAGGACGAUGGACCAUCACAAGAACCCAACUCGUACAGUGGAUGUAGCUCUCCUGAUGGGAGCUGCUCUUGGGCAAUAUGCCAUCUCUUACUAUUCUAUUGUGGCUGUGGUGGUGGGUACCCCCAGGGAUCUGUUGGGUGGACUGAACCUCUCCUAUUCCUUGCUAAUGAUUGCCCAGCACACCUUCCAGAACAUUUUCAUCAUCGAGAGCCUCCACCGAGGUCCCCCUACUGUCCAGGGAGACACAUCCAAUGAGCCCAUCCAUGGCCUCAUCUACACUAAUCAGGAUGCUCUCCAGACCUUGCCUGCCUACCCAUCCACUCCUAGGCUGGUGGGCUCCACCUCUGCUAGCCCCCAGGAGGCACUAACCAUUAUCUCAGACCCUCAGAGGAACUGGAGACGAAGAUGCCUGAAGGAUAUUUCACUUUUUCUACUGUUGUGCAACGUGAUUCUCUGGAUCAUGCCUGCCUUUGGUGCCCGCCCUCAUUUCAACAACAACCUGGAAGUGGAUUUCUAUGGCUACUCUCUGUGGGCAGCCAUUGUCAACAUCUGCCUUCCCUUCGGAAUCUUCUACCGAAUGCAUGCUGUCUCCAGCUUGCUGGAGGUCUAUGUCCUGUCUUAAAGCUCCCUCUUCCCUCCUGUACUUCCACAAAAGACUUCUAGAGUCCAGCCCAAACUGAUGGACAACAUUGAUUGGUGCCCAUAUUCUCCCCAGGGAGAGAAAAGACAACUCUUAGGAAAGUAGUUUUAAGUCCAGGAGAUGGGGAGGGGACUUCUAUACCCAUUUCCCCAAUUCCACCCAAGUCCAGCUGCCUCCUUAUCCAUUUCUCCCAUUCCCCACUUCAUUUGCUCAAGGGAUCCUCUUAGAAAACUAAGCUGAUGACAAUAACUGGAAAGAUAAGGAUUUUAACAUAUGUUUUCACCAAAUAAGUUUGCUGUUUGAGUUGAGGUUUUUUUUUUUUUUUUAAGUCAAAAUCCUUGACUUUAUAUCACUUUGAAGUCAAGAUUGCUUUUCUCCCACUUUGCCUUUCAAUCUAUACAAUGAGACCUGUAUUUUGGUAUAAACUCAGAUCCCUGAACUGAUUCAAUUUAUCCAAAGUGUUCGGAAAAGGGGUAAAGGAAAAAUAACCUUUCCUCUGUUCUUAAGCUACCCAAAAUUGGGCUGCAGGACUCUCCCAUAUUCUCACCUAUAGAAUUCCUUAGUUCACUAUGUUUUGAGUCUCAGAAACCAAAUAAACUUGUGAUUCUCUAACUGUCCCUAAUAACUUAUUUUAAAAA